CUAUAAAAUAAACCCAACCUUCCCUCUCCAUUUCAAGAAUCUCUCUGUUUCUUUUGUUUUUUUUUUUUUUUCUCUCAGAAUCUUAAAAAGAUGGAAAAACAUAGCUCAAUUAAGAACAGAGGACUGAGAUUACCACCUGGGUUCCGGUUUCACCCGACCGAUGAAGAGCUAGUGGUUCAGUAUUUGCGUCGAAAAGUGACCGGUUUACCCUUACCAGCUUCUGUUAUACCGGAAAUCGAUAUAUGUAAAGCCGAUCCAUGGGAUUUACCAGGUGAUUGUGAUUCAGAAAAGUACUUUUUUAGCACGAGGGAAGCCAAAUACCCAAACGGAAACCGGUCGAACCGGUCAACGGGUUCGGGUUACUGGAAAGCGACUGGAAUCGACAAGCAAAUCGGAGGGAAGAAGCUUGUGGGGAUGAAGAAAACUCUGGUUUUCUACAAAGGGAAACCACCGAACGGGACAAGAACCAAUUGGGUUCUUCAUGAAUAUCGCCUUGUUGAUUCAUAUGGAGAGAGCAAGAAUUGGGUACUGUGCAGAGUGUUCUUGAAGAAGAGGAGCAAUAAUAGUAACAAGAGGAAAGAAGAUGAGAGAGAGAGAGAAAGUGAAGACAAGAAGAGUACUUGUCCGAUAUUCUAUGACUUUAUGAGAAAAGACAGGAAGAGAAGAAGUUGCUGCGAUUUGAAUUUGACUCCUACGUGUUGUUCUUGUUCUUCUUCUUCUUCUUCUGCGUCUUCGUCAGUUUGCUCAAGCGCUUUAACUCAGACAUCUUCUAAUGACUCUGAUAAUCACGAAGUAAUUAGUUGUCGGAAAAAUAAGUUUUGUCUGUUUCUGUAAGUAAAAUAAAACUUGGGAACAAGUUUCUUUUUAACUAUAAAUUAAGUAUGAUUACCAAGUGAUUACGCAAUCUAGACCAGUAUG
Molecule: messenger RNA, 918 nt
Organism: Eutrema salsugineum
Lineage: Eukaryota; Viridiplantae; Streptophyta; Magnoliopsida; Brassicales; Brassicaceae
Product: NAC domain-containing protein 41
Exons: 3
Coding region: 91-834 (247 amino acids)
Biological process (GO): regulation of DNA-templated transcription
Molecular function (GO): DNA binding
Source: RefSeq, a predicted model, not a curated record